Adineta ricciae is the source of this 1164-nucleotide messenger RNA. The record is from the annotation of a GenBank genome assembly. NCBI's taxonomy places the organism in Eukaryota, Metazoa, Rotifera, Eurotatoria, Adinetida, Adinetidae.
AUGGAUGAAACAUCUGGUUCCGAAUCAGCACCAGUAACUGAUAAUUCAUUAGUCGAAGAAGAACUCCAACCUGAUGUAGAAGAAGUUCAAAUUCCUGCAUCUCCGGUUAUACCUACACCAAUCAUUCAAACAACUGAACGAAUAGUUACGCCUAUUCAACCUCCGAUAACUCAAACAGUUGAACGAGUUGUUACACCGAUUCAACCACCGGUGCAAUCAGGCUCUACUCUUCGUCAACGAGCACAAGGUGGCUUAUCUUCACCAGCAAAUUCGGCAAAUCCAACAUUUACGGUUUUAAAAGCAACAACCAUUCAACAUGCUCUCGGUCAUCCAUUAGCUUAUGCUCGUGUGUUGAUGCAAGCAGGCUAUGAACCAUUGCCAGCAUAUCGAGCAACAAAUCUGUUUGGCAAAGAAGCUUUGUACUAUCCGAACACAUUUCGAUAUCUUAGACAUAUCUAUAAUGUCGAUGGCUUCAUUGGAUUAUAUCGUGGAUUUGGUUGUUCACUCUUAUCCAAAGUUGUCUGUUGGUACACAACGACGAAAGUUGAUGAACUUCUCGGUCCGGUUGAGUCGCAGACACCUAGUAAUCAAGUGAAACCUACAUGGAACAAGUGUACACAAAAAAUUUUACGUGAAGUUCGAUGUCAAUCUUGGGGUGUUUUGCUUUCACAUCCGUUUCAAGUCAUGGCUAUUCGAUGCAUGGGCCAAUUCGUUGGUCGUGAAAAAGCGUAUUCAUCAAUAAAUAUCUUUCAAAAUUUCCAAGAAAUCUACAAUCGACAAGGAAUUGGCGGAUUCUUCGUUGGACUUAUUCCUCGAUGGUUGAUUGAAGUCUCAACCAUUGUACUUACAAAUGUUAUCAUCCACCUACUAAAAACAAACUUACCAAUACAGAAUGAUAUGGUUUCCGUAUACGAAUAUCUCGCUACAUUUGUCGCGCAAACAGUAACAUAUCCAUUAAGUGUUGUAACAACUGUCACAGCAAUGAAUCGUAGUGGACUUCAAAUUGGAAUGUUACCUCGAACACCAAUCUAUGCCAAUUGGCAAGAUGCAUACGUUCAUUUGAAGAAAACGGAACAAUUAAAACGCGGUUCGAGUUUAUUCAAUCGCGCCGUUUUGGGUAACGUUGGUGUUCCAGCACCAGGCACACCAAUACCAAACGCUUAA